This is a messenger RNA of Cimex lectularius (bed bug), 2922 nucleotides long. Its product is annotated as growth hormone-inducible transmembrane protein-like. The coding region runs from base 1247 to 2074 and encodes 275 amino acids. Lineage: Eukaryota; Metazoa; Arthropoda; Insecta; Hemiptera; Cimicidae. The transcript has 2 exons. The record is from RefSeq and is a predicted model, not a curated record.
CCAGUGAAUUAUUGUGUGGACUGCCAUAGGGCAGGACCCACCCUCAAAUGCCAUGUUAAUCACACUUUUUGAGUGUGCUGUAUAUCCGUAUGUAUUAGCAAAACAUAAUGUGUAUGUACACAAGAGUUAAAUAAAAUAAUUAAAAAAAAAAAAAAAUCAUCUGUCUGUAGAAAUGAAAAAUAAACAAUAGAUUGACGAAAUGUGAAUUCAGAUAAGAUUUUUAUACGUGACAUUUAGCACAGUAUUGUAGAAACUAUUUUCGUUGUAACUCCAGUUAGGCAUAAAAUUACGUGAACUAAAGUUAUCAACACGGUGUUAAGAGUAUAGAAAGUCAUCGCUUUAGAUAACAGAACUUCAUCUUGCACCCUAAAUAAUUUCAGUACAAUUAAAUAGGUUUGCCCUGACUCUUGAACGGAAUGGACUGUCAUCCCCCAGACGAUACCCGUCGAACAGACCAAAGCGCUUCCAAUUGCAGGUGUGUACUGACCGCUAAAACAGUAAAGAUACUCGUUCAGAUAAGGGUGAAUCUGUUUUAAACAGGUUUCGUAUUCCAAUUGGAAUUUGAUCAAGUCGUAACAAAAAUUGCCGAUCAUUUGAAAACAUCUGUGAAUGGUGCGUCUCCUAACUGUUUGAUAUUUCACCCUUAACGGCCUUCCGCCGCUCGAUAGAACAAAACACGUCUUAUCGACUUCUUGAAAUUUAUCUUCGUAACGUUGCAUAGCGGAGAAGAUCGGCUGUCGAGUGAUAGACACGUUCGUCAAAAUAUUCAAUGGAUAGCGCAACUUCACCAACGAAUAGUCGUACGCGAACAGACCUUUACGCAUUUCUUUACAUUUAGGGUGAAUGUGCACAGAUUCUAUAACGGAGUCGCCUUGUUCUGUAAUCGCCAUGAUAUCCCUCGUCGGUUUCGGAAUGUGAGUAUCAAUGGAUGUGACGCAUGAACAUGCUGUUAUUAAUAAAUUCGAUUUCGCUACGAUAGAAUUACAAAUUUUAUUCUUUUCCUUGUUAACGAUGCACGCGAUGAUCUUAUGAUCGUACCAUGGUUCACAAAGUGAAAAAUGAAACAUUAUUGCAAUGAUGAAUGAAUAAAUAAACAUUUUUUAACAAUGUGCACUAAGAUGAAUUAUUAGGUUUAAAACAGGUGUUUAGAUCAUAUGGGAAGUAUUUAUCAACAUUCAACCGACAUUUUUUUUAUCAAUAGAAGUAUUAAAUUAAGUGCACGAAUUACAACAACACUGAAGAUACAAUGCUUGACCUAGGUUUAUCGGCGAUGGUUUGGUACAUCGGCAAAGUGUCGAUUCUGAUAUUGUUUAUGGUAGUGAGCGGUGCAACGAUUUUCUGGGCUGCGUGUAAAAAAUCCGGUGCGCUGUUCGAACUGGACAUUUGGCCGGAAUGCCACAAGCAAAAUUUAAUAACUACUUAUUUUUUCCUUUGCACUUCUUACAUAAUUCUCACGAUCGCGAUAUGCUUAUCGAUAAAUACGUUCAUAUUUAAUUAUACCAUGAGCAGUUCGUACUUGGAGAUUUUCGCCGGAGGGCUGAUGUGCCUCAUAGUGCUGUCGGCUUGUAUCGAAUCUUUGCCGUACGAACCCGAAGACCAAACGCUCAAGAUCUCCUGCUGGCUGGUGCACUCGCUGACGAUGGCGCCCGGGUUGUCUUCCUUCGGCAGCUACGUGAGCUUACAAGCGAUGGUUUACACCUCCUUUGGAAUCGUUCUGGCUUCGUUGGCAGGAUUUACCGCUCCGCAAAACCUCUUUCAACACUUGAAGUAUCCGUUGAAAUUAAUGUAUAUCGUUGUAGGAGUUACGACGUUGUUUAGCGUGUUCGUGUAUCCGAAUUACGAGAGCCUGAUCGAAAUGCUUAUUCUGGAGACCACGAUAUUCGGCGGGAUGAUCCUCUACUUUGUCGUCACGCUCUCCAACACCCAGGGUCUUGUGGCCGAUAUCAAAAACGAGAAAAAGUUCGAUCCGAUAUUUUCAGCAGCUGUUAUGUUCCUAAGUACGAUAAACCUUUACAUCAGAAUCGGUAUGUUCGUAUCACUCGAAUCCAGCGUAUUUUCAAAUGUGAAAACUUGACUUUCUGGAAACAUCAGUACCGUACAACUAGAUCGUCUUGUUUUUUAAAACGUACUACAGAAAAAAAAACAAGAUCACACAAACAUUUCUAGUAAAUAAACAUCUAUAAUUCACAUAAUUGCUUAAUAUAUUAAAAUAAAGACAAAUAUUACUUGGUAUGUAUAUCGAUUUGGUUUGCGCUACAACUAAAGAUGGAACUGUAAUUUUCAAUUUUUCUCAAUAUCCAAGAAUUGUUUUUUCACCGUUCAAACAUUUAUAAAGAUCGAUCAUUCUCAGCCCUUAAAUUAAACAAGUAAAGAGAGUUAUGCGUAAUAAAGGAGAGACAUUUAUGCUAAACUUUGAAUAAAAUGCGAAGACUUUAUGUAGUUUUGGGGCUUAGUUUGUUUAAUAUAUUUUCUGUACUUUCUUACAGAAGUCGUAUUUGUGUUUUGGUUAGCACAACGUUGACGUCAUUUUGAACUGAAAUAUUAAGUAACCAUUUAAUAGCUGCUGCCUUCUCAACUUAUGAACUUCCAGCUCUUUUCGAGUGUUUUUGCCUAAAGUCUUGUAUUUUAAACGACAAACUGGAUAAUGUUGGUUUUGCUUAUUUUCGCUGUGUAUCGUAUGAUUUUGAAAAUCAGAGUGAAGGUGACGUUUUAGAAAGUGUUCACAAAUCUAAUCUAGAAUCACGUGGUUUCUACUGUAACCGUCACGAUUAACAAUCCGUCUCAAAGAGCUUGCCAUCAGAAACCGGACAAAAUAUAAUUUUACUUGUUCUUAAUCGGGUUUCUAGUUUUAAAUCGAGAUUCAGGUAGAAAGAAAUAGUAAAUUACAAGUAUCUCGAAUCCAAGUAGUUUGUUGAAGAGAAG